Messenger RNA from Lasiosphaeria miniovina, 1711 nucleotides. Its product is annotated as histone deacetylase-like protein. The record is from RefSeq and is a predicted model, not a curated record. Bases 157 to 1647 code for a protein of 496 amino acids. Gene Ontology annotation, molecular function: histone deacetylase activity. The transcript has a single exon. Gene Ontology annotation, cellular component: Rpd3L-Expanded complex; nucleus. Lineage: Eukaryota; Fungi; Ascomycota; Sordariomycetes; Sordariales; Lasiosphaeriaceae.
CAAGGACCCAUCCGAAUCCAGUUCAAUCCGGCUCGGAUUUGUCUGGCCUGUCUGGAGCUGGAGCCGGAGCCGGAGUCGGAGCCGGAGAGAGAAAUAAGGAAGGCAGUUAGAUAGCUUCGCCGAGGCUGGUGGUGGAGCUGCCCAGGUCGCGCCGCCAUGGAUCCGGCGGCGUACAGAUACAGGCCCCCAAAGCCCAACUACCUACCGCGCGAUGUCGACGUGGAUGAGCCCGUCGUCGAGGAGUACCAUAUGCCCAUGGGCCGCGCCGAUGACCGGGAGAACGCCAUCUUCUUCAACCGCAUGAAGCGCACCGCCAUGGAGUCCAACAUCGUGCGGCCCAAGGGCUACACCGUCUCGUACCACGCCAACCCCGAGAUGGAGAAGCACCACUUCGGCCAGACACAUCCCAUGAAGCCCUGGCGUCUAACCCUGACCAAGAGCCUGGUCUCGGCCUACGGCAUGCCCUUCGCCAUGGACAACUACAACACGCGCGCCGCCACCUACGAGGAGCUCAAGUCCUUCCACGCCAGCGACUAUCUCGACUACCUGGCUACCGCCCCGCCUGAAGACCAGCCGCGAGAUAUCGACAACCCAGACAAGGAGGUCAAAUUCAACCUGGGCGGAAGCGACUGCCCCUUGUUCCACGGCCUCUACGACUACUGCUCCAUGUCUGCGGGGAGUUCUAUGGACGCUGCCCGCAAGAUCUGCAACAAGCAGUCCGACAUCGCCAUCGCCUGGGGCGGCGGCCUGCACCACGCCAAGCGCUCCGAGGCCUCGGGCUUCUGCUACAUCAACGACAUCGUGCUGGGUAUCCUGCAGCUGCUGCGCUGCUACCCCCGUGUCCUGUACAUCGACAUCGACGUCCACCACGGCGACGGCGUCGAGGAGGCCUUCUUCUCGACCGACCGCGUCAUGACCGUGUCCUUCCACAAGUACCAGCCCGAGGUCUUCUUCCCCGGCACCGGUGGGCUCGACGACAACGGCCCUAAGAGCGAGCACAACCCCGGGGCCCACCACGCCAUCAACGUGCCGCUCAACGACGGCAUCACCGACGAGCAGUACGAGUCGCUCUUCCAGGGCAUCAUCGGCAAGAUCAACGAGCACUUCCGGCCCAGCGUCAUCGCCCUGCAGUGCGGCGCCGACUCGCUCGCCGGCGACCGGCUGGGCCGCUUCAACCUGCAGGUCCAGGGCCACGGCGCCUGCGUGGCCUUUUGCAAGCGCCUCGGCAUACCCAUGAUCAUCUUCGGCGGCGGCGGCUACACGCCGCGCAACGUGGCGCGCGCCUGGGCCUACGAGACGUCCAUCGCCAUCGACUGCCAGGACAAGAUCGACCCCAUCAUCCCCCAGCACGCGCCCUGGCGCGAGCACUUCAUCCACGACACCCUAUUCCCCACGCUCGAGCAGAUCCUCGGCGAGCCGCGCGCCAAUCGCAACACGCAGAAGCGCCUCCAGGAGAUCGUGCAACACGUGCACGAGCAGCUACGAUUCGUAGCUCACGCCCCCAGCGUCCAGUCCCAGAUCAUCCUCCCGGACCUAGGCGGCAUUAGAGACGACGUCGAGGACCGCAUCCGCGAGGAGAACGAGGCCAAGGACGAGAACCUCCGUAAUACGCGCGAGGAGGGCGUCGGCGACCCCAUGGAACUCUGAUGCUACUUUCUGUCUACCGUAUCCCCCGAGAGCCAAGAGCCAGAGAGAUAUCGCCGUUCUGUGC